ACAAAUAGCCAACGCAUCUCCGAUCAUAGGCACUGGGGAGGGCGCUGCCAUGGCUUCGAAACGAACUUUUGAUUUAUUUUAUUUCUUCUUCUUUAAGCUCCAGACUCAACAACACAUCUAAUAAUUAUUAUUAGAAUCUUUCACAAAAAGAAACCCAAAUUCUCAAUAGAACCUAACGUUAAAUUCCACAAGAAUUCGAUUAAGCUUCGUAUAAACCCUUAAAGGACGAAUUCACAUGCGAAAAGUAGUUGCAACUAAAGGCUUAUUCUAUAGCAGACAAGAUAUUCAACUUUUGCUUUCAUGUGCUUUGGCACAACAGUAUUGUCAUGCACAACCGUGUUGACAGGGUUUGCAACACAGAUAAUGCAUACAAACUGGUGCAAUGGCAUCAUCUGGUAAAUUUGAUCUUUCAUCUAGUAGCAGUCCAGGUAGACCAUUAUAUACUUCCGGGAAACGUGGGUCCCAUACAGCUCCAUCAAUGGAGAGAUCAACCAGUUUCCGUGAAAACAUUGAAAAUCCAAUCCUAUCUUCUCUUCCAAGCAUGUCAAGAAGCACUGUAAAUGUAAGUCAAGGGGAAGUGACUAAUUUCUUUCAAUGCUUGCGGUUUGACCUUAAGUCAAUGGCUGCUGAAUAUAAAUGUAAUCGAUUUGGGGAUUUCAAAAGACUUGCAAGUGCUGCACUUUGUGCACCAGAUGAUUCACCUUCUGGUUUGUUAAAAGGCAAGUUUCCAUCUUCAUCACCUGAGAAUAUCAAAAGACUUAAAGUUGGUUUGCGUGAAUCAACCAUCAAAGCCAGGGAGAGAGUGAAGAUUUUUAGUGAUGUAUUGUCAGUAAUGAACAAGUGUUUUCCAAGUAUACCCUCGAGGAAAAGAUCUCGACCAGAUGCUUUUUCUGUUGGCAAGAUGGGUACCACUAGUGGUUUUGAGUAUGAGCAACAGAAGGUUGAAGAGAGGGGCAAAAAUGUCGUUCCCAAUAAACGAACCAGAACUUCUAUGGUGGAUCAAAGGGCAGAUGUGCGACCAAACACUCCUGCUAGAUCAUCUGGAUCUGUAGAUAGGGAAAGAGAAGUUCUAAGACUUCCCAAUACUAAUGUUCUUCAAGGUGAGGAAAGAGUAAUUCCAGUUGUAGCGGAUGGAUGGGAAAAAGCUAAAAUGAAGAAGAAACGCACUGGAAUGAAAGCUGAUGCUACUCUAAGUGCAAGCUCAGUGUCAGCGAAACCUAUUGAUGGAAUCAGGGAUUCCAGGGUUCACCCAAGGAGUCUUCUUGAUGCUAGGUCAAGGUUAAAUGAUUCCCAUGGGUUCAGGCCAGGAGCUGUGAAUGUGAGAGAAGACUUCAUUUCUGGUAGUUCCUCUUCUACCCCUAAAUUGCAUGCAACUGCACGAGGUCCAAGAUCAGGGACAGGUGGCAUACCUAAACUGCCACAUGGACAAAGGGCAACUGUUUCUAAUAACAUGGAGUCACAGUCACAGGCACAGUCACCACAUGGUACAAGUAAGAACCCUAGUGCCAUGGGCCCCACCAAUCGUAAACGUACUCUAUCAACACCAACACAGUCAUCAUCGCCACCUGUCGCCCAGUGGGCUGAGAGGAGGCCUCAGAAGAUCUCACGUACUGCAAGGAGAACGAAUCUUGUCCCUGUUGUAUCCAAUGAUGACGUGUCAACUUUGGGUAAUAGUGAUGCAACUGUUAGUGAAAAAAGACGAGGGUUUGCAAAAAGAUUUCCUAAGCAGUUCAAGUCAAAGGUUGACCAUACGUUAUCAGAAAGUGAGGAGUCAGGGGCUGCUGAAGUAAGUGAAGAGAAAGGUGGAUCGAGUGUUCAAAAGAUGUCUAAUUUAGUCCUUUCAACAAGAAAGAAUAAGUUCAUGACUGGUUUUGCUUCUGCAAUAUCUAUUGGAACAGCAAAACAACUUAAAAGUGGAAGACUUGGUGUUGAUAAGCCUGAAAGUAAAAUAGGCCGGCCUCCCACAAGGAAACUCUCAGGUCGGAAAGCUUAUAUGAGACAAAAGCAUUCAUCCAUUACUACCCCUACGGAUUUUCUUGUUACUUCAGAUGAUGGGAAUGGAGAGCUUUUGGCUGCUGCAAAUGCUGUUAUCAAUCCUAAUCCUGGUUUUGUUUCAUCCAGUCCUUUUUGGAGUCAGAUGGAUCGACUUUUUGGUUUUGUAUAUGAUGCUGAUGUGGCCUACAUAAAGCAAGAGGGAAGUAUACGAUCUACUGUUAACACUGCAAAUUCAAUAGAUUAUUGUGAUACACACUCGAAUGGAAGUUUUGAACCUCCAAAAACUGAAACAGAAUGCAGUAGUGAAUCCUCAGAACAUGUAAUGUCUGGAACUUCCCUCUGUCAGAGGCUUCUUGCUGCUCUAAUUUCUGAAGAAGAUGACAAUGAUUACACCUGGCAUGGAAAUGAUGUUUAUGAAUCUGCAUUUGAGCCUGAAACAGAUGGAAGUUUUUUAAGCAGUUACAGGAUGGAUUCACCAUUAAGAGAUACAGGCUUUGAUGAUUGCUACAAGGGUCUACUAGUUUCAGAACCUACUGUUGUAACAUGUUCUCAAUAUCAGUAUGGAAACAUGUCCAUGGAUGAAAGACUUCUCAUGGAGAUUCAUAGUCUUGGACUCUAUCCAUCACCUGUGCCGGAUUUAGUACAGACUGGAGAUGAAGAUGUCAGCAUAGAUAUCCGCAGGCUGGAAGAAAAACAUCACCAACAGGUUUCCAGAAAGAAAAGUCUACUCAACAAGCUUUUAAAGUCUACUGAGGAAGCAAGGGUGUUACAUGAGAAGGAAUUCGAACAACUUUCUCUUGAAAAGCUCACAAGAAUCGCUUAUCAUAAAUACAUGAAUUGUUGGGGUCCAAAUGCACCCGGGGGUAAAGGUGUCAAUGGAAAAAUGGCUAAGCAGCUUGCUUUAGAGUGUGUGAAACGGACAUUAGAGAGAUGUCAUGAAUUUGAAACAACUGGAAAAAGCUGCUUCUCUGAGCCUUUAUUUAUGGACAUGUUCCUAUCUGGAUUAUCACACUAUAAUGAUAAUAACACACAACAAAGCCCCUCGUUGACCAACUUUGACUCGUAUCCACCCGAUACACUAAACCAUUCAUCUGAUCAAGGUAAAGAGGAUGACGUCUGGCCAAUCAGGGGUAAGAAGCGGGAAUUAUACCUUGAUGACGUGGCGGGUACACCUACAUCAUCUGGAAAAGGAAAGAGGAGUGAUAGGGAAAGGGAAAGGGAAGGGAAAGGGAAUGGAAUCAGAAAUGGAGGUCCUAAAAUCGGGCGACCCACGGUAUCUGGGAACGGUGAAAGAAAGAGUAAAGCAAAGAUAAAACAGAAAACAAGUCAGGUAUCUUCAGUUCCGAUUCCGGUUCCAGUUCCGAUUCCGAUUCCGAUUCCGAAGGUCGAGGAAAAGGAAAAGAAUGAGUGUAUGUUAUUGUUAGAGGAUCCACUUGAUUUGUCCCACCUUCAGCUCCCCGAGUUUGAUGUGGAUGUGGGACAAGGGCAGGACAUAGGUUCAUGGUUGAACAUUGGAGAUGAGGUGUUACAAGAUGAUGACUUUUUGGGACUUGAGAUUCCAAUGGAUGAUUUAACAGAUUUGAAUAUGAUGGUUUGAAAAGGUUGUUGUUAUGUUGUAUAGAUGAUAUAUCGAGUAUACUAGUUACAGUCACAGUCACAGUUACAGAUAACCUGUCGAGUCGGUGUUUUUACUUUUUAGGGUAUGAUUCUUUUGAAAAGGCGUGGAAAAGUGAGAGGUGUUUAAGAUAGGGAGUUAAGUUAGGUUGUAAAAAUCUUUUUUGCUACCUAUAUAUAAGUGUAUUAUGGUUGUAGCAUUUAGUGAUUAGGGCACAAUGGCUCUUUCUUGUACAUGCAAAUUACGUUUCUAAUAAGAUCAAUUCAUUUAUAAGGCAU
Molecule: messenger RNA, 3888 nt
Organism: Lactuca virosa
Lineage: Eukaryota; Viridiplantae; Streptophyta; Magnoliopsida; Asterales; Asteraceae
Source: the annotation of a GenBank genome assembly